Dentiscutata erythropus is the source of this 1467-nucleotide messenger RNA. Lineage: Eukaryota; Fungi; Glomeromycota; Glomeromycetes; Diversisporales; Gigasporaceae. The record is from the annotation of a GenBank genome assembly.
AUGGUUAAUCUCACAGCAAGAAGACCUCCUGUAGAUCCUUCAUCAAUGAAGGCUACAGAUAUCAAUUUAUUUAAUUUCACUAGACCUCAUAUGCGAGCUCUUCAUGUUUCAUGGAUUUGCUUUCAUAUCGCUUUUACGGGCUGGCUUGCUGUUGCUCCCUUAUUUCCUACUAUUCAAAAAGACUUAAAUUUAACUGAUUCAGAAAUAGGAGAUUGUAAUAUUGCUGUCCUCUCUUCAUCGAUCAUAUUUCGUAUAUUAGCUGGACCGUUAUGCGAAAAAUAUGGCCCGAGACGUGUCAUGGCUGGUAUCCUUAUCUUAGGUGCUAUACCUACAGCUUGUGUCAGUUUGGUACAAAGUGCUAAUUCUCUGAUAGCUGCUAGAUUCUUUGUUGGUAUUCUCGGCGCGACAUUUGUAUCUUGCCAAUUCUGGACAACACAAAUGUUUAGUCCAAACACUGUAGGUGGAGCUAACGCGAUUGCAGCUGGUUGGGGUAACAUGGGUGCCGGAAUUACUUAUUUACUUAUGCCCAUAGUGUUUGAUAUAUUCAACAAAUUUUUACCUGUCAACAUCGCUUGGCGUGUCUCUAUGUUAGUCCCAGCUUUUUUAUGCAUAAUAGCUGGUAUAUUCUCUUAUUUUCUUGGCGAUGAUUGUCCUGAAGGUGACUGGUCUCGUCGUAAUCUCUUCCCCAAUGAUGGUUAUGUUCAAUUUGGAGAUAGAGAGUCAAAACAACCCAAAAUAAAACAAGAUAUGGAGACGCAAAUUCAUCGAAUUCCUACAGUAAUUCAUUACCUUCUCGUCUUUAUCAAUCCUAACGUUAUUUUAAUGAUGGUAAUGUACGCAUGUUGCUUUGGUGUGGAAGUAGCAGUAGAUAAUGUUAUCGCUAUUUUUUUAACUUCUCAAUUCGGAAUCUCUCAAACUACUGCUGGUUUAGUUGGUUCCACAUUUGGAUUAUUGAAUAUUUUUUCUCGUCUUAGUGGAGGUCUGGUUUCUGACUUUGUAAAUAGUAAAAUAGGUGUUCGUGGUCGAUUGUUAGUCCAGUUCUUGUGCUUUACUCUCCAAGGAGUUUUUUUGAUCCUUUUUAAGUUUAUGAGCGGAAGUUUUGCAUCAGCUGUUGUCUUAAUGGCAUGUUUUUCUUUGUUCACUCAGGCGUGUUGUGGCACGUCAUUUGGUAUCGUUCCUUAUCUUGAUCCUGCAGCUACGGGAAUAGUUACGGGAUUAGUAGGUGCAGGAGGUAAUGUUGGGGGUUUAAUAUUUGCAGCGAUUUUUAAAGCUUAUGCUAGUGAUCUACGAACUGGAUUCAUGAUAGUAGGAUUAUCUGUUUUAACUGUUUCGUUUAUUCCAUUUUUAAUGAAACAUAAAAAGCAAAAAACUCAAAGUAAUCAAUCAACUAUGAUCGUUACAUUGAACGUUACAUUAGAACGUCAAAUGAUGAAACGUGUCGAAGUUAUGAAAACUCAAAAUAUUUGA